This is a messenger RNA of Cryptotermes secundus, 2472 nucleotides long. Its product is annotated as protein NIF3 homolog. Bases 138 to 1439 code for a protein of 433 amino acids. NCBI's taxonomy places the organism in Eukaryota, Metazoa, Arthropoda, Insecta, Blattodea, Kalotermitidae. The transcript is spliced from 8 exons. The record is from RefSeq and is a predicted model, not a curated record. Gene Ontology annotation, cellular component: mitochondrion; cytoplasm.
AUGGGCAAUGUCGGUCAAUGUGGUCAAUGUGUAGAUGACCAGUGAUGUUUUAGUGUUUGUUUCGCAUUCUUAAUUUCGUGUUUUGUAGAGUUAUCAGUCCUUAAUGGUUAAUGAUCUUGAGUGAAUUGAAGUGACAGAUGCUUUCAUCUGUGUUGUUUGGAAAUAAAUUUCUGCAGAAAUAUUCUCUCCCAUUGAGACAUGUAAUAAAUUCAUGGUACAAGAAUAAUAUUUGCCCAUAUUCCUGCAGUAGUAUUCAUAGCACUAAAUCACCUAAUCAACAGUCAAAGCAUUGUUGGAAGCUUUAUGACUUUUGUGUAACACGGGAAUAUGCAGUAAUGGCAAAUACAGAGAAUUCUGGCCUAUUACUGAAUGAUUUGAUUGCAAAAUUAGAUAGUUUUGCUCCAAAAUCUUUGGCUGAAUCUUGGGAUAAUGUGGGACUUCUGGUUCAGCCAAUGACAGAGAAGAAUGUUAAAAGGAUUCUUCUCACCAAUGACUUGACAGAGGAUGUGAUGGAAGAAGCUGUAAAAUUGUGUGCUGAUCUGAUUAUCUCUUACCAUCCUCCCAUAUUUGCGCCAUUGAAGUCAGUCACAGGAAGAACAUGGAAGGAGCGUAUAAUUGGUACUUGCCUUGAGAACAGAAUUGCAGUAUAUUCCCCUCACACGAGUUUUGAUGCUGUAUCUGGUGGUGUGAAUGACUGGCUGGCACGUGCAUUUGAAACAGAAUCACUGAAACCUUUGAUACAAAGUUGUUCAACUGACAGUGGCUCUAAACUUUAUCAAGUGGAAAUCACUGGCCCCAUAAAUAAAUCAUCAGCAUCAGAAUCUCUUAUGGAUCGAAUAAGAGAACAAGUGGAGAAGAACACCAGAGGCACUCAGGAGGAGCUAGUUGGUGAUAUUUCUGUGUCAUGUGGGGAACUGAAGCUGACUGUUUCCUGUUCAAAAUCAUCUGUGCCAUUAUUGUCGGAGAUCUUCCACAGUAAUGUCCAUAAGACAGACAAAUUGCAUUUCAGAGUUUCGAAGUUUGAAGGUGGUCCACUGAAUGGUGUUGGAAUGGGGCGAUUAUGUUGCCUUAAAGUACCUUUACAAUUAAUGAAAGUGGUGGAACUUGUGAAGGAGCAUCUGAACUUAAAGAAUGUUAGACUGGCAUUGGCAAGACACAAACAUAUGGGUUCUCUGAUCUCUACUAUUGCUGUUUGUGCUGGUUCUGGGUCAUCAGUUCUCAAGGAUGUGAAGGCUGAUCUUUAUCUGACAGGCGAGAUGCAGCAUCAUGAUGUUCUGGAUGCUGUACACAAGGGAACCCAUGUAAUACUUUGUGACCACAGCAACACAGAGAGGGGUUAUCUCAAAAUAUUUGCAGACAAACUAGCUACAGAAUUAUGUGGUGGAAAUGUUGAGGUUGUGCUGUCUCAAGCUGAUAGAGAUCCGCUUCAAAUAAUAUAAAGUAGACAUACUUUGUGUUGAUGAAAUAAAGAUUUUCUAUAAACCAUUUGGAUUAAUUUUGAUAGAUAAGGGCCUACUUUCAUCCAGUAUGUGAUAUUCACAUGGUUAUAUGUGUUUACCUUCCCUCAAGUAAUUGAAUUGUCUGUUCUUUUUUAUUCCAUUUUCAUUCUUAUUCCUUCCCAUGCUAUCAUGAUCUUCAACAUAUAUUUAUAUUUUUGGUACUUAAAAACACAUGCAUGCAGUGAAUGGUUCAAUGGUUAGGAUUUCCAAUUUAUAUUGGGAGGUCUUGUAAUAGGAUUCUUAGCCCAAAUGUGGUUAUCCUCACUUAAGUUUUGAAUUAUAUUUUUUCUCUAGCUGCUCCAGCGAAAUACUGGAAUAUGGGUUGAACGUGUGCCGAUCUUAAAUUUCCGUUGAAGCUUUAGGGCAGUUUAGGGCGUUGUCUCAGUAAGACUGCAUAGUGAAUGAUGAUAUGUGUAUGCCAUUGAGGUAUGUUCUCAAAUUAAUUAGAUUAAUUAGUAAGUAGCGACUUUGAUUUGAUGUUGUGAAACGAGAGUUGACAUUUACGCAUGAAUUUACAUCUGUGUGUUACUUAUGUAUAUGGAUUAUGCUUACUACGCCCAGUGAAAUUAGAAACAAACAUGAUGUCAGUGUUACUACAAUACUUCAUCCAAAUCGUAUUUCUGUAUUUUAAGCAUCUUUUGGUGUAGCCUAAAGAAGGACCGCAGAAUCUAAAGAAAGUGAGAGUGUACUGUGAUUCUGUUACAAUUUUUGUAGUGUUUCUUGCAGUAUAAAUGGGAAGGAAAAAGAAGUGUUCUGCUCCAAGAUGCAUGUCUUCCAUUGAGGAAACUGGAAUGAUAUUCUUCAAUUUUCCCAUGGAUUCAGCAUGGGCUAUGGUAUGGGCAGGAAGAGUUGGGUUGUCCUGUACUACUGAUUCUGCUAGAAUGCUGCACAAUAAAGUUCUGUGCAACAAACAUUUCUCUGAAAGUGAUUUCACUACAGCUUAAAGGAUACACCUUAACAGAUGUUCAGCAAG